Molecule: messenger RNA, 1492 nt
Organism: Scatophagus argus
Lineage: Eukaryota; Metazoa; Chordata; Actinopteri; Scatophagidae
Gene: stc1
Product: stanniocalcin 1
Exons: 4
Coding region: 228-1064 (278 amino acids)
Biological process (GO): intracellular calcium ion homeostasis
Cellular component (GO): extracellular region
Molecular function (GO): hormone activity
Source: RefSeq, a predicted model, not a curated record
ACCAGGACCACGGUCUUGCAUACUGCGUUCUGAUUGGUCCAAACGCAGAGCUCGUAAUGUUCAGCGCUCCCAUAUAAACCCAUGCAGACUUGACAUCGGUUCUAUCUGUCAUGCAAGUCCAAAGGAUAGCGAGGAGCCCAAUGUAAAGAAAUUGCUGGCAGCUUACUUGUAAUAGCCUACAUCUUUUGUGUUUUCGCCGCUGCAGAAGGUUUUGGAGCGUCAUUCUUAUGAAUUACACACAAAGCAGGAGGCGUCUCUUUAUAUUUAGUUGUAUAAUCUGUGUUGAGAGGACGAUGCCUUUGAGGACCGGACUUUUUCUCCUGAUGGUGCUGAACGCAUCUGCAUAUGAACUGGAUCAAAACGAGUCCUAUUCGCCCAGGAGAGCACGCUUUUCUGCCAAUAGCCCUUCAGAUGUGGCACGCUGUCUCAACAGUGCCCUCCAAGUUGGCUGCGGAGCUUUCGCCUGCCUGGAAAACUCAACUUGUGACACAGAUGGCAUGCAUGACAUCUGCAAGUCCUUCCUAUACAGUGCUGCUAAAUUUGACACUCAGGGUAAAGCAUUUGUGAAGGAGAGCCUUAAGUGCAUUGCGAAUGGCAUCACCUCGAAGGCAUUCCUCACCAUCCGCCGCUGCUCCACCUUCCAAAGAAUGAUAUCUGAAGUCCAAGAGGAGUGUUACAGCAAGCUGGAUAUCUGCACAGUUGCCCGAUCAAAUCCAGAUGCUAUUGGUGAAGUGGCACAGCUACCGAGUCACUUCCCCAAUAGGUUUUAUGGUAAGCUGCUACAGAGCCUGAUGGACUGUGAUGAGGACACGGUGGACCGCGUUAGGACCAGCAUGGUGUCGCGGCUCGGCCCAGAGAUGAGCAUGCUUAUUCAGCUGCUGCAGAACAAGCCCUGCCCAUCCACUGCUGUGGCUGCAGCUGCCGCCAUCCCAACUGGAGUGGAGGGCCGUGGGAGCUGGCGCUGGUCCAUGGGUCCCCAUAUGUACAAGAUCCAGCCUAAUCUGCGAAACAGAGACUCUGCCAGUAAUUUUGGCAAAAAGCGCUCUGCCAGUGACAGCUCCUAACUUCCACUCAGAAACUCCACACACUCCUCAAAACAUCAUGAAAGCUCCUCUAUUCCCUAGCGGUGAUAAAAUACAUUCCUCCGCUAGACUGGAAGUUACAGAAAUAUGCACCUCUAGGGAAUGCCGGAACGCCCAUAGAGUUGAUAUCAGAGUUUGAUCGUUGUUCUAUUGUAUAUCCUACACUUUAGGCUUGAGAGAACACCCCCCCCACCCCCCAACCAUCAACUGUUUUCAAACACGUCCGCUCACAGUUAGUGUUGAACAUGUGGCUUGUUGCUCCUGUGCAGCACAGUCCUGCUCACUCCUCCUCACCUCCUCCGACAGAGACAAAUCCUUAAGAUGUUUUUCGACGCCAAGCAAAACAUUUAAAAAAAUUAAAAAAAAAAAAACUAUUUAAAAAACAACAGCCAUGGUGGUUCACACCUCUA